Messenger RNA from Electrophorus electricus (electric eel), 3782 nucleotides. RefSeq names its product NOP2 nucleolar protein homolog (yeast) (gene nop2). Gene Ontology annotation, molecular function: rRNA (cytosine-C5-)-methyltransferase activity; RNA binding. The record is from RefSeq and is a predicted model, not a curated record. Gene Ontology annotation, cellular component: nucleolus. NCBI's taxonomy places the organism in Eukaryota, Metazoa, Chordata, Actinopteri, Gymnotiformes, Gymnotidae. Gene Ontology annotation, biological process: rRNA base methylation; maturation of LSU-rRNA.
UUCAUGCUGGUAGUACGUAGCCUAACUGUAUUAACUGAUAUUUAUCAAUUUAUAGCAACAACUAUAAUAAUUAUUUUCGGUGGAUUUGUGGGGGUGUCUGGAUAAUUCGGCAAAUUUUGUCCGAUCUACAUUCCAAGAUACCUCUGCGCGAACAAUCAUGGGCAGAAAAUUAGAUACCACCAAGGUGAAGCGAGGACCUGGACGCAAGGCCAGGAAACAGAAGGGGGCUGAGACAGAGCUGGCCAAAACUUUGGCGGAUGGGGAUGGGCCUAAAAAACUGUCUAGCAGAGCAAGAAAACGUGCUGUGAAGAGAGCACAUGUUACUGGAAGCCCAGCAAAGGAAAAACAGCCUAAGAAAGGUUUCUCUGAUGAGAAUAGUGACUGGCUGAAACCUGCAAAGCAGAAGCACAAAAUUGACCAUUCAGAAGGUGAUGAGGACAGUGACAGCCAAUGGGAGGAAGAGAAUGCUGAGGCUGAGGACCUAGAAGAAGUGAAAAAUGAAGUGGUUGAGGCAAGUGAUGAGGAUGAUUAUGAUGACGAAAAUGAUAUGGUUGAUGACUAUGGAGCAAUGGAGGAUAGCAGUGAAGAAGAGGAAGAGGAGGAAGCCGACAGUGAUGGCGAGGAGCUUCUGCCUAUUGAACGAGCUGCCAAAAAACAGAAGAAACGGCAAGCAGUCCUGGCAGGUCAUGAUGAAGAUGGUGAGGAGGAGGAUGGGAGUGAAAAUGAAAAAAUGGACGUGGAGGAAGAGGAAGACACAGUGCAGGCAAAUUUUGAUGAGAUUGAAAGAUUUAAACUCCCUGGUUUAGCAGAGAGAAAGAAAGAGGGUCUCUUACCCCUAGACCUGCAGAUUAUCCACCAGAGGAUUAAAGACAAUGUAGAUGUGCUCUCCCACUUCAGUGAGAAGAGAGAGGAGGGGAGGGAGCGAGUGGAGUACCUCUCUCUGCUGAAGUCAGAUCUCUGCACUUACUACAGCUAUAAUGACUUCCUGAUGGGCAAACUCAUGGAGCUCUUUGUUCACUCUGAGCUCAUUGAUUUUCUUGAGGCCAGUGAAGUCCAGAGGCCUGUCACCAUUAGGACUAAUACCCUUAAAACCAGGAGAAGAGACUUGGCUCAGGCUCUGAUAAAUAGGGGUGUAAAUCUGGAUCCUUUGGGCAAAUGGUCUAAAGUGGGCCUGGUAAUCUUUGACUCCUCAGUUCCCAUAGGUGCAACUCCUGAGUAUCUAGCUGGGCAUUAUAUGCUCCAAGGAGCAUCCUCAUUGCUACCUGUAAUGGCACUCUCCCCCCAGGAGGGGGAGUCUGUGCUGGAUAUGAGUUCAGCUCCAGGAGGCAAGACUACAUAUGUAGCCCAGCUGAUGAGAAACACCGGGGUGAUUGUCGCCAAUGACGCUAGUGCAGAGAGACUCAAAAGUGUUGUGGGAAACAUCCAUCGUUUGGGAGUCACCAAUACCAUCAUCUGUAACUACGAUGGCAGACAGUUCCCCAAGGUGAUGGGAGGGUUUGACAGAGUGCUGUUGGAUGCUCCAUGCUCUGGCACAGGGGUCAUCUCUAAAGACCCAGCUGUAAAAACUAGCAAGGACGAGUCAGAUAUUCUGCGCUCAGCUCAUCUACAGAAGGAGCUGAUACUAGCUGCCAUCGACUCAGUCAAUGCUGACUCGAAGACAGGCGGUUACCUGGUCUACUGCACAUGCUCCAUUAUGGUGGAGGAGAAUGAGUGGGUGCUGGACUAUGCCCUAAAGAAGAGAAAUGUUAAACUGGUCCCUACCGGGUUGGACUUUGGCAAAGAAGGCUUCACCAGAUUUAAAGAGCGUCGGUUUCAUCCAUCACUCAGGCUGUCUCGGAGGUUCUACCCACAUUCUCACAACAUGGAUGGCUUUUUUGUGGCAAAACUGAAGAAAUUCUCUAACACUAUCCCUACCGCACCUGCAGAUAGCAAAGAGGAAAACAAACCAGUGGAAGCAGAAAUCCUUGUAGCGUCAGAGAAGAAAAAUCAUCAAACACCACAAUCUAAGCAAAAGAGCAAAGUUGCAGCAGAGACCAAACAAAACCCACAGGCAGCCAACCACAACAAAGCAGAACACAAAAGAGAACAUCUUACUGGCAAGAAGAGGCCAGCAGGAAAAUGUAAAAGCUUAAAAGAAGAUGGCCCCAAAAUGAAGAAAUUGACACAAAUGGAUGGAGAGGCUUCCAAGGAGGAUAUCAAAACCAAGGAAAAAAUCUCCAAAAUGGAAGGAGAGAAAAAAAAAAGGCCAGUGACUGGGAAAACAGUGGGAAGCCUGUUGAAGAUGUCAAACAAAAAGAAAAGGAAGAACAUCCUGAAAAAAGGAAACCGCAGAAUGCCGAAAAACAAAUUUAAGAAGUAAAGAGAGAUUCUAGAGUAGGAGGCCGGACAGUAGAACCCCAAUAUUUUCGAUUACCUCAUACAUGAAUUCUGUGCGGACAGACUAUGGUAGAUACUCCUCCCACAUCAGUUGUAAUCCCACAUCUCACCCUAAUGACAACAUAGGACACCCUAAGGACAUUGUGACUGCAGAAGAAGUGUGUUUGUUUCCCUGAAAGAGUUCUAUGAUGUUACUGCUUAAUCACAGAGCAGAAUCUAGACUGAACCUUUGUUGUUCAUAUCAAGCAGUGUUUGUUGUAAAGGGUAAGGUGAAUAUUAGUAACAAUGGCUUUUAAAAAAAUAAAAGUGAGAAUGGAAUAUGUUCACACUUUAUGAAGUGGAUUGGGCAGGAGCUAUUUUUAUGCAUUUUCAUGAAAGCUCCCCCCCCCCCAUGAUAACAGUAUAAAUAAUUUAUUUAUAGCCUUUGUUGUUGGGAUAAUUUAUGAAUGUACCAGAAUAGAGACUAAAGAACUGGUCCAAGUCAUUUUGAUGUUUAAAACUGCUGUCAGUUAGAUGGUUUUAUACACGGACAGAUUUCAUGGAAGAACUCUGAGCGCAUUGUGUAAGGUGAUGUCCUAUAACCUACCAUGUAAUGUAUUGAGUUUGGGGUUACUUGGGAAGUCUUUAGGAAAGGCAAUUUAUAUUGAUCAAUAAGGGUUUUUAUACUUUGUAUGAAUAAAGAGAAACCAACACACAUUUGCAAAAGUUUACAGCACGGAAGCUGACGGAAAACAUUCAGAAGUUCCUGGACCUUGUGUAGUUUUAUUUAUUUAUUUAAUUUUCCCCCAGGUGAAUAGAGAUAUAUUCUUUUGAUUUCCUUUGGAUAUUUUGACCUAAUUCUUAUGCUCAUCUAGAAGACACAGACUAAUUCCACAUAAAAAGGACACAAGGUGAUUCACUUCAUAUUCAACUUUUGUCAUCCAAAGAUAAAAAGCCUAGUUUCCAAUGGUGACUAAUUCUGGACAUACAUUGGAAAUACCAGAGGGGGGGCUGAUAUUUAUAACAUGAGAGGUUUUGCCUAUUCAAGAGUGUUAUUUAAAAGACGCCCUGAUUUGAAGAACCAGUGGGCUACAGUCAGGAAAAGCCUAAAUGCUUAUACGUGGAACAUGUCCAGUUCAAAAGGGUCAGCCACUUGUACUGGAUCUUAUUUGACUCUGUCUGAGCUUUCAAAGCUGCAUGAAUGGUACAAUCUGAAAUGGCUGGCUUCACUUUAACCCUGAAGACAGUUGAGUGCAAAGCAUUCAAUGUGACUAAUGGUGGGUUUUUAAGAGUUCAGAAGGCUAAACCAUUUAGUGAGCGAACUUCUGCCAUGUACCAUCACCUCUCCACUUUGGUUUUCUAGCCCAUGCCAGAGUAACCAUAGCAACGCACCCAGAAGCUCAUCCUGUACUAUGUUCCGAGCUUUG